AUGGCCGAACCUCUAAGUGAAAUCGAUAUCAAUCUUGAUACCGAAAUAAUCAAAGAAUGGCACUCAAUUGUUACCCUUGUCGUCUUUGUUAUUACUAAUAUUAUUGUGCUCUUCCCUUUUCAUAUCCCAAUUCCCUUCCCUCGCCCAUUCGAGAAUGCCAUAUUGAAUGGUCUGAGUAAAAUGCGAGUGAUAGGGCCACGGGAAGACCGAUCUCAGGAUGAAUCUUGCACUAUCGCUGUCUCUGAUGAGGAGCAGCAGCAGGAAGAAACCGGGUAUUGGGUGAAGUUAAGAUUCCCAAUGAACUUUGUUACGGCACCUUUGAUAGCAGAUCUCUUCCUGCUAGCUAUUCAGGCAAUUGGUCGAGCUGAGGUCUAUGGAGGCACGAUUGGCGCCAACAACAUAUCUCCUAUCGAUAUCAUGGCCUUCUUCAUAACUCUAGCAUAUAUCGCCAUCUCGAUCGAUGCUUCUGGCCUCAUCAGGUACCUAGCAUUUAAAGUACUCCAAAAAGGAGGGAGAUUCGGCCACCGGCUCUUCUUUUACUUGUACGCUUUCUUCUUCAGCUUGGGCACCUUUAUCGGAAAUGACCCCAUUAUCCUCUCCGGCACGGCCUUCCUUGCGUAUAUGACGAGAGUUUCAAGCAACAUCGUACAUCCUAGAGCCUGGAUUUUUGCCCAGUUUGCCAUAGCGAAUAUUGCCUCCGCCAUCCUUGUGUCCUCCAAUCCCACCAACCUCGUACUUGCGGGCGCCUUCGAUAUCAGGUUCAUCUAUUACACUGCUAAUAUGAUUGUCCCUGUUGUUGUCACGGCUAUUGUUCUCUUCCCCUUCCUCCUGUAUAUCGUUUUUGCAGAUGAGUCCCUCAUUCCGCUUUCGAUACAAAUGCAUGAGCUCUCAGAGGAAGCGAAGGCUAGGAAGCCCGUCAACCCCAACAUCCCCAACGCUAGAGGAAACGCAGAAGAAGAAGAAAAUGAUCCGGCAAAUGGAGAACAGGCUAAGCUCCUAUCUCUUGAAGAGAUCAUGAAUCCUUUUCUCGACAAAGGUGGUGCUGGAUUUGGGGCUAUUAUCAUGGCUGCGACGCUUAUCACGCUUCUUGCGAUUAAUGCUGCGAGUCAAACUUCGAACGAACACCCCGUCUUUUAUGUAACUCUGCCGGCUGCGUUCGUCAUGUUUUGCUGGGAUAUUACGUUUGGAUGGCUCCAUCGUAAGGAGACCCGUAAGAUCGCUCGCGACGGUCGACGAGAGGUUGAAAGAGCCCGAUUGACUAGACAGCUAGAAGAAAUGGAGCGAAUGGGCCUAAGCGAAAAUAAGGAACUAAAGCCCCAGAACGACACAAUUUCUCAUCAACAUCAACCCGACUCAACGGCUCCCAACCCUGAAAAUCCUAAGAGCAACGACAACGACGUAGAUACCCGUUCUGGCAAGCUUAACGCAAGUGCAGAGAAUGAAAACACGAUAGGGACCAAUACGGAUGUUACGACGUCAUCAAAUGAUGAUAAAGUUCAAGAUGCCCGCCCUUCAACUAGUGCUAAAAGUACACUUUAUGAGAAGCAAGAUACGGCGCGAAACGACUCAUUUAAACCAUCGGAUAGAGGUGUCAUAUUGAGUACCGAUUCGAGAGGAAGAAAUCGUAGGGCAUCAUUCGAACGACAGGUAGACGCUGAGAAACAAGCCCAAUACAGCGUUACAAUCCAUUCAGAUCGCGGAAAAGCUACACUUGUUUCAUUGCUUGCGGAUUCAUACAGAUGGUCACAAGAGACGUUCCCAACUGCGACGGCGGUUGCUGGCCACCUACCCUAUGCGCUUGUCCCCUUUGCAUUUUCCAUGUUUGUCCUCGUGCAAGCAUUGGUCACCAAGGGUUGGGUUCCAGUAUUCGCCUACGGCUGGGAUCAUUGGGUAGAAAAGACGGGAACAGUUGGCAGCGUUGGAGGCAUGGGUUUUCUCUCCGUGCUACUUUGCAACUUUGCUGGAACCAAUAUCGGAACGACCAUCUUACUCUCCCGCGUAAUACAGGCAUGGCAGAAAAUUCAUGAAGCCAGCGGGGUUCCGAUCUCUGACCGAACUUUUUGGGCUGCUGUUUACAGCAUGGCACUCGGCGUCAACUUUGGAGCAUUUAGCACAGCGUUCAGCGCAUCUUUGGCCGGUCUCUUAUGGCGCGAUAUCCUGGCCAGAAAACACAUCCACGUCAAGCCGGCCGACUUCGCCCGCGUAAACCUCCCAAUCAUUACCAUAGCCAUGGUUGUUGGUUGUACAAUUUUGAUUGGUGAGGUUUAUAUCAUGAGACCCACUACCCCUUACGAGAAAUGA
This is a messenger RNA of Annulohypoxylon maeteangense, 2301 nucleotides long. RefSeq lists its product as uncharacterized. Bases 1 to 2301 code for a protein of 766 amino acids. NCBI's taxonomy places the organism in Eukaryota, Fungi, Ascomycota, Sordariomycetes, Xylariales, Hypoxylaceae. Gene Ontology annotation, biological process: transmembrane transport. The transcript is spliced from 4 exons. The record is from RefSeq and is a predicted model, not a curated record. Gene Ontology annotation, cellular component: membrane.